AUGAGUUUAAGACUGAUUAAAUCUUCAGAUAGAUUAUAUGAUAUGAAUUUAGAUGAGAAUAAUAAUAAUAGUAUUGAUAUACGGCCACCUAGAAGGAGUUUAUUAUCAGAAAAAUUACAUGAACAGCAACAAAAACAACAAUUACAACAACAAUAUUAUAAUUUAAAUGAAAUUAUACCAGGAGAUCAUCCAGAGCCAGAGUUAUUAGCAUCUUCAGUCGGUAAAGAAAUAAAUGGUAGAAUAAUACCUAGUACAUCAACCAUAUCUUUAUUAUCAUUAACUCCAGAAGCAAAUAAUAAAUCACCGAAUUUAUCAUCACAACCAUUUAUUAUACGAAAGAAUAGUAUAAGUCAUUCAAAUAUUCAAAGAUUACAACCAUAUUAUAGAUUAACAUCACCUCCACCACAAUCAAUAUCACAAUCAAACCUUGAACCAGAAUCACCAAAUGUAGAUCCAACAUCGUUAAAUAAUUCACCGUCUAGAGUUUGGCUUAAUCAAACUCCUAAUACUAGCAAAAAUCAUCAUCAAUUUAUAAGAAAAAGUAAUAAUAAUAAUAAUAAUCUAAAUGGAUCUGAUUCACCAAUACUACAUCCAGUUCAAACACCACAAGAAGAUCCACCAAUGACACCAUUAUAUUUGAGUAACCAAAGAGAUUAUUUUACAAGAUAUGAUAUAAGAGAAGAAGAUGAAGAGAAGUACGAAGAAGAAGAAGAAGAAGAAGAAGAAGAAGUUGUUGAUGAGAUGAUGAUGAAAUAG
Messenger RNA from Insectozyma verbasci, 756 nucleotides. The record is from the annotation of a GenBank genome assembly. NCBI's taxonomy places the organism in Eukaryota, Fungi, Ascomycota, Pichiomycetes, Serinales, Debaryomycetaceae.